GGCUCCUGCCUACCGGCACAGACCCGGAGAAACUUGGCUAGGAGAGAGGGAGGGCCACCAGAGGAGGUGUCAGCAUGCCGUCUGCUUUCCAGCUCCAGUGCCACCUCGUUCUCAUCUUCCUGGCAGCCUCCAAGGGGGAAACCAGAUACCUGGAGGUGAGAGAUGCUGGUGAUGAUGAGCCCUUCCUACUCCUCAGUGAAGAUCUGAAGCGAGAGCUGUCUGCGGGGCAUAUCUAUCGGCGGUCGCUCCGGUGCAUUGAUAUGCUGAGUAUAGAGGGGCAGUUCACCUUCACUGCAGACCAACCACAGCUGCACUGCGCAGCCUUCUUCAUCGGGGAGCCCGAGGAGCUUAUCACAAUAGACUACGAUUUUGUCAACAUUGACUGCCAAGGAGGUGACUUCCUGAAGGUAUUUGAUGGCUGGAUACUCAAAGGAGAGAAAUUUCCCAGUUCUUUGGACCAUCCCCUUACCACUUCUCAAAGAUAUGUAGACUUCUGUGAAAGUGGGAAUAUCCAGAGGAGCAUCAGGUCUUCACAGAACGUGGCAAUGAUCUUCUUCAGGAUUCAUCAGCCAGGCAAUGGAUUUACUGUCACAGUCAAGAAAAGCACCAAUCUCUUUCCUUGCAAUGUCAUCUCUCAGACUCCCUCGGGAAGGUUUACCAUGGUCAUUCCUCACCAGCACAGGAACUGCAGUUUCUCCAUAAUCUACCCAGUGGUGAUAAAAAUAUCUGAUCUCAUCCUGGGACAUUUAAAUGGUCUCUUUUUAAAGAAACCAUCAGCAGGCUGUGCAGGAGUAGGAGAUUUCGUGGAGCUUCUAGGAGGAGCUGGUUUAGACCCAUCCAAGAUGUUCCCACUAGCUGACCUUUGUCACUCUUUUCAUGGGUCUGCCCAAAUGAAGAUUGGCUGUGACAACACUGUGCUGCGAAUGGUCUCCAGUGGCAAACACAUCAACCGCGUGACAUUUGAGUAUCAUCAACUCGACUUGCAGGAGACAGAAACCAGGAAGGAGAACAGCAUCGAGGAAUUCUGCUUCCCUAGCAUCUGA
Molecule: messenger RNA, 1043 nt
Organism: Acanthisitta chloris (rifleman)
Lineage: Eukaryota; Metazoa; Chordata; Aves; Passeriformes; Acanthisittidae
Gene: CRHBP
Product: corticotropin releasing hormone binding protein
Exons: 7
Coding region: 75-1043 (322 amino acids)
Biological process (GO): negative regulation of corticotropin-releasing hormone receptor activity; negative regulation of corticotropin secretion; hormone-mediated signaling pathway
Molecular function (GO): corticotropin-releasing hormone binding
Source: RefSeq, a predicted model, not a curated record